Closterium sp. NIES-67 is the source of this 1728-nucleotide messenger RNA. The record is from the annotation of a GenBank genome assembly. Lineage: Eukaryota; Viridiplantae; Streptophyta; Zygnematophyceae; Desmidiales; Closteriaceae.
CAAUGGGAACAUUUACCUGCGGGUAGACUGACUACUCAACGAAGUUAGCGCGUGGUGCCUAGCGUUCAAACAGUCUCCGUCCGAAUUUCCACCACAUUGUACCACGCUAAACAAGCUAAACUCGUUGUCAAACUCACUGUACCGUUCGGACCGUUCGGACCGUUCGAACUUUAUGAAGUUCGGAACCGUAGGCACCACGCCCUUAGUUUUCAGCGACAAUAAAUGGCCGUUCUUGAGGCGGCAUGAGCACGCUCAACGACCAUUUACCUGCACCGGGGAAUUUUGUUAACCCCAUAAUUAUUGUCUCCCGCCUCAGUGUCCUUUGUUCGGAGACAACAGUAGCCGAUAGCAAUCCUUAGCUAGCUUCCAUGGCCCCUCCGUGGCGCCUCCCCAGGAGCGUGCUUCCCACCACCGCCGCCUUAGUACUCUCCGUCGCCAUCGCCUUGCUUCCGACGCCAGUAGCGCGCGCUCAGGAGUGUUCGAGCUCCUCGCCGUGCAAUCCGGCAAGUCUCUGCUGCAGCCAGUGGGGCUGGUGCGGAAGCAACUCUUCCUACUGCGGUGCAGGAUGCUCUAACGGACCAUGCUAUGGCACGGGCACGGCUUCCUUUCGCCGCAUCACCUACUACCCCAACUGGAGCAACAUGGACCCCAAUACCUUCCAAGUCAACCACUUUACCCACAUUGUUUAUGCCUUUGCUGCCAUCAGCCCUCUCAACUAUACUGUGGUGCCUUAUGAGUGGUGGACGGACAUUUACCACGGCCUCUACAACCGCUUCACAGCAGCCAUCAAAGCCAAGAACCCUGCAGUCAAGCCAGUUCUCUCCAUUGGCGGCGGUGACGGUGUCAGUGCACAGCGCUUCGGAUACGUCUCGGCCACUCGCACGCGCCGCACAAAGUUUAUCAACUCGGCCAUUGCUUUGGCGAGGAAGUAUGGGUUUCAGGGGAUUGACGUCGAUUGGGAGCUGCCGAAGGGAGUCCCCGGGCGGUUUUCGGCAUUGAUCACGGAAUUCCGGGCAGCGAUAAAUGCUGAAGCUGCCCGGACACGCCGCGCGAAACUCACGCUGUCUGCAGCUGUGACCGGGUAUGCAGGGGAUAUAGAUUCCUGCUAUCACAUGCCAACACUUAACAAAGUGCUGGACUGGGUGGGAAUCAUGACAUAUGAUCUGCAUGGGGAGUGGGAAGACGUGACUGGAGAGCACACAGCCUUGGAAGACAAGAAAAGUCCAUUGUCAAGCAUCAAGGGGGCUGUCGCAGGCUUUCUUGCUAGGGGGUUGUCACGAAGCAAGCUGGUGCUGGGGCUGGCAUCAUAUGGACAUGUGUGGACCCUCAAGUCUGCUGCAGAUCAUGGGGUUGGCGCACCUGCUAAAGGAGGCCCCACUAUGAGCUACAAGGAGAUUGUGAACUUUAUCGCCGAUGGUGCUACAGCUGCGCUUGAUUCGCCAUCUUCGUCGAUGUAUGCUUAUAAAGGGACGAAGUGGGUGGGAUACGACAACACUGCGACAAUAACGACUAAGGUAAGUUAUGCCAAGCAGCAAAGGUUGGGGGGGUAUAUGUUCUGGUCGUUUGAUCAAGAUAAUGGGUAUGAUUUAGCCAAGGCUGCUGCUACAGCAGCUUGACCAUGGCCAACAUGUGAUGUAAGUUGGUGAAAAUCGAAUAAUAUAUUUCUCUCAAUAUUGUAUGUAUAGUUCUAAUUUUAUAAUUCUUGCUGCAAGGUGUUCCUGUUGGGCG